This is a messenger RNA of Pseudozyma hubeiensis SY62, 4806 nucleotides long. RefSeq lists its product as hypothetical. The record is from RefSeq and is a predicted model, not a curated record. Lineage: Eukaryota; Fungi; Basidiomycota; Ustilaginomycetes; Ustilaginales; Ustilaginaceae. Gene Ontology annotation, cellular component: membrane. The transcript has a single exon. Gene Ontology annotation, biological process: transmembrane transport. Gene Ontology annotation, molecular function: ABC-type transporter activity; ATP hydrolysis activity; ATP binding. The coding region runs from base 1 to 4806 and encodes 1601 amino acids.
AUGGAGGGCAGUAUGCCGGCUGCACAACCAGCUCCGGCCAUCUCUACCGCAGCUGUCGACGAACGCGAGCUCCACAACGGCGCUGACGCCGAUGCUGCUGGUGCCAGUAAAGCCACCUCCGAUGCUCCGUCUUCUGCAUCCAACGGAGGCGAUGCUCAACCGUCUAGCAAAGGCUCGAACGAGGCAUCUUCGUCGCCAGAGAUGCCUCCCGUCCAACGCAUCAAGAGCGGUCGAGGUAGCGUCCCCCUCUCCUCGUUCGACCCUCAAGGCAUGGCUGAACUCACCCGUCGUCUUACCGAGCAAUCCAUGCGUGCUCGCUCCCGCACCACCGACGGCGGAGAGGCUGCGAUCGGCUUCGAUCCUUUCGACAAGGAUGGCAAAUUCGAGCUCGAGCGUUUCCUCCGUCUCGUCAUGCAGCAAGCCGAAGGUGCCGGCAACGAGACGCGGCAGAUGGGUCUCGUGUGGCAGAACCUCACCGUCACCGGUCUCGGAACUGGCUAUGCUCUCGGCGACACCGUUGGCUCCCUCCCACUCAAGCCCGUCGAAGCGCUCAAGAACAUCAAGACAUUGCUUCAUCCACCCGUCAAGACCAUUAUCGACAACUUUGAAGGCUGCGUCAAACCCGGCGAGAUGCUGCUCGUCCUAGGACGUCCAGGUGCCGGGUGCACUUCAUUCCUCAAGACCCUCGCCUCCUACAGGGACGGGUUCCAGGACAUCACCGGAACGCUUCUCUACCAAGGAAUGGACCACACCGUCAUCGACAAGCGUCUUCGAGGCGACGUCGUCUACUGUCAGGAAGACGACAUCCACUUCCCCUCGCUCACUGUCUGGCAGACGCUUGCCUUCGCCGUCGCCACUCGAGCGCCCCAAGCUCGUCGUCGACUCAACCUCCUCGAGAGCCAAGACACCCAGACGCGCGAUGGCUACAUCAAGACGCUCGUCGAAGUUUUUGCUACCAUCCUCGGCCUUCGUCACACCUACAACACCAAGGUGGGUAACGACUUUGUCCGUGGUGUUUCAGGAGGUGAAAGGAAACGAGUCAGUGUCGCCGAAACUUUUGCUUCCAGAGCCAAGAUCGCGCUGUUUGACAACUCGUCGCGAGGUCUCGAUUCGAGCACUGCGCUCGAGUUUGUCAAGUCGCUUCGUGUUUCGACCGACAUCGCCAACACUACCACCGUAGCUUCCAUCUAUCAGGCAGGAGAAGGUCUCACCCAGCUCUUUGACAAGGUGCUCGUCAUCAACGAAGGCAGACAGGUCUACUUUGGUCCCACUUCCGAAGCUCCGCAGUACUUCCGAGAGAUGGGCUACAUUCCGCAGGAAAGGCAAACGACCGCCGAUUACCUCGUGGCGUGUACCGAUGCGCACGGUCGCAAACUGCGCGAAGGCUAUGAGAACCGAGCACCCCGCACAGCCGAAGAGAUGGCGCGGUACUGGCAGAACUCACCCGAAGGUCAGAAGAACCGCCAAGAGGUCGAGGCGUACCUGCAAGAGCUCAAGUCCAACGUCGACGACGCAGCCGUCAAGCACUACAAGGCCGUCGCUCGCGAAGAAAAGGCAAAAGGAACGCGAAAGGGAAGCCCCUACAUCAUCUCUCUCCCCAUGCAGAUCCGACUCGCCAUCAAAAGGAGAGCCCAGAUCACCUGGGGUGACAUCCUCACCCAAGUCAUCAUCGCCGCCGCUUCCAUGUUCCAAGCGGUCAUCAUCGGGUCCGUGUUUCUGCUCAUGCCCAAGAAUACCUCGGGUUUCUUCUCGCGAGGCGGUGUGCUCUUCUUCGCCCUGCUGUACAACUCCUUCACCGCCAUGUCCGAGAUCACGGCUGGGUACGCGCAGAGACCCAUCGUCAUCCGUCAUCGACGCUUUGCCAUGAUCCAUCCGUUCAGCGAUGCACUGGCCAACACGCUGCUCGACAUGCCGAUCCGUCUCUUGACGCUGACCACGUUCGAUAUCGUUCUCUACUUCAUGGUCGGGCUCCAGUACACGGCCGGUCAGUUCUUCGUGUUCUACAGCACUACGGCGCUCAUCACUUUUACGAUGGUCGCCUUCUUCCGCAUGCUCUCGGCAGCGACCAAGUCCGAGUCUCUAGCGACCAUGAUCGGAGGACUUGCGAUCAUCGAUUUCGCGCUUUACACCGGAUACGUGAUCCCACGGCCGUCGAUGGUGGUCUGGUGGAAGUGGCUUUCGUACUGCAACCCCGUCGCGUUUGCGUUCGAAAUCCUGCUCACCAACGAGUUCAGAACGCUCAACGUCCCCUGCGCUAACUUCAUCCCCAUCGGUCAGGCCUACGCAGACGUCUCGAACGAGUACAAGACGUGUGCAGUCGCAUCGGCUCAACCAGGCCAGGACAUCAUCAUCGGAUCCGACUACCUUGCGCAAUCGUUCAACUACAGCUGGUCCAACGCCGGUCGCAAUGCCGGCAUCAUCUUUGGGUUCUGGUUCUUCUUCCUGUUCAUCUACAGCGUCGCCUCGGAGUUCCAAAAGGAUCCGAGCGCUUCUGGUGGCGUCAUGGUCUUCAAACGCGGCGCGGCACCCAAGGAGGUGGUGCAGGCGGCGAAAGCCUCGGGCGACGUCGAGGCUGGUGAUGCCGCUGGUCACGCUGACGUUGUCGACAGCGAGCAAGAUGCCCACGCUGAAAAGGCGGUUGGCAAGCUCGAAUCGUCCAACUCGGUGUUUGCAUGGAGGAACGUCAACUACGAUGUGCUGAUCAAGGGCAACCCGCGUCGUCUGCUGAGCGACGUGAGCGGAUUUGUGGCUCCAGGGAAAAUGACGGCUUUGAUGGGAGAGUCGGGCGCGGGAAAGACGACGCUGCUCAACGUACUGGCACAGCGCACGGAUACGGGUGUGGUCAAAGGCGUGUUCAGCGUCAACGGCGCUCCUCUGCCCAAGUCGUUCCAGUCCAACACGGGAUACUGUCAGCAGCAGGAUGUGCAUCUCGGAACGCAAACCGUCCGCGAAGCUCUCCAGUUCUCGGCGCUGCUCCGUCAGCCACGCGAGACACCCAAGGCGGAAAAGCUUGCGUACGUCGAGAACGUGAUCUCCAUGCUCGAGAUGGAGUCCUGGGCCGAAGCACUUGUGGGAGAAGUCGGUAUGGGUCUCAACGUGGAGCAGCGCAAGCGUCUGACCAUCGGCGUCGAGUUGGCGGCCAAACCCAAGUUGCUGCUGUUCCUCGACGAACCGACUUCCGGACUGGACGCCAUGGCAGCGUGGAGCGUGGUGCGUUUCCUUCGAAAACUCGCGGACGCAGGUCAAGCUAUCCUGUGCACCAUCCACCAGCCGUCGGGAGAGCUGUUCAACCAGUUCGACCGCUUGCUCCUGCUGCAAAAGGGUGGUAAGACGGUGUACUUUGGCGACAUCGGACGCAACUCGACCAAGCUGCUCGAUUACUUUGGCGAUCGUGCCGACAAGCGUUGCGGCGAGAACGAGAACCCCGCCGAGUACAUUUUGGACGUGAUCGGUGCCGGAGCAACAGCCACUACGGACAAGGACUGGCAUCAGCUCUUCCGCGAUUCGCAUCUGUACAAGGAGAUGAUCUCGGAGGUCGAACGAAUCGAUGCCUCUGCUGCGGACCACCACGCGACCGCCGAGGAGGAAGCGAUGGGGAUGCGCGAGUACGCCGAACCGCUCAGCGUCCAGGUAACGCAGGUGAUGCGCCGCGCUUUCACGCACUACUGGCGAGACACGACGUACAUCAUGUCCAAGCUGAUGCUCAACAUCAUCGCCGGUCUGUUCAUCGGAUCGUCGUUCUGGAACCAAGGUCAGAUCCAAACCUCUGCUUCGCUGCAGAACAAGAUUUUCGCCAUCUUCAUGGCGUUGGUGCUGUCCACGUCGCUGUCGCAACAGCUGCAGCCGGUGUUCAUCCAGUUCCGUGCGCUGUACGAGGUGCGUGAACGACCGUCGAAGAUGUACAGCUGGCCGGUUGCUGUGACGGCGGCGCUGGUGGUGGAGAUUCCGUGGAACUUGCUGGGUGGAACGCUCUUCUGGGCACCGUGGUAUUUCAUGGUGGGAUUCCCAUCGGGUUCGACGGCGGUGUUGGUGUGGGGACUGUACAUGCUGUUCCAGAUCUACUACCAGACGUUUGCAGCAGCCAUCGCCGCCAUGUCUCCGAACCCGAUGAUCGCCUCGAUCCUCUUUUCGACGUUCUUCUCGUUCGUCAUCGUGUUCUGCGGUGUAGUUCAACCCCCACCUCUGUUGCCUUACUUCUGGCGCUCGUGGAUGUUCGUCGCCUCACCCUUCACCUACCUGCUGGAAGGAAUGCUGGGAGCGGUGCUCAACAACCAACCGGUGCGUUGCGCUCCCCAGGAGUACAACCGAAUCACGCCUCCACCCGGCCAAUCGUGCGCUGCGUAUCUCGCCAACUUUGUCACCUCGCUCGACGGGCCCAACCUGGGCACGGGCUACUACAUCGACGGCCCCAACGGCUCGUGCGACUACUGCCAGUUCCGCCUGGGCAACGACUACCUCGGCUCGAUCCAGCUGAGCGCUGCAAACAGGUUCCGCGACAUCGGCAUCAUCUGCAUCUACAUCGUGUUCAACAUUGCGCUUUGCUUCACGCUCUUCUACUUUUUCCGCAUCUUCAAGCUUUCCAGCUUCAAGAAGGACAAGCCGAAUGCGAAAGCGACGACGACAGCAACGGAAGCAGCAGCUUCGAGGGCGGAUGCGGGCGCGGAAAAAGCUACCGAGGCGGUCAACUCGACUUCGGCGGCUGCAAAGGGUCCCGGCCACGAGGAUGUCAGCCAACCCGGAUUGGUGGCGAAUCCGUUUGGUGGUGCAGGUCAACACGGUGUGCAUGAUGUGCAGGCCAAGCAGUAG